AUGGCGGCGGCUAAGCAAAAGGGUCUUGCGAUUGCGGCGCUGCUCCAAAUUUUGUUGGGAAAGGCAUCAAAUGUGGGGAAGUGGCUUAUGAACAGUUGCCGCGCCGUCGACCCGCCUCACCACCGCCUCCUCGCAGUGGUCCAUGCUCUCGCCGGCUACGACCUCCGCACCAGGCGACAGCUCUUCCUCUCCCCUCUCCCUCCCUCCUCCCCCUCCUUCGUCGACGGCGUAAAUGACGUCGCCAUCGACCGCGCUGGCAAAGCCUAUGUGACCAACUUCGUCGCGAACCUCAUCUGGAAGCGGCAGCAAGGACUACCUGCUCGGCAUCCAAACCAACGCGGGGAAGAUGUACAGAGUCGACACGGACGGCUCGACGAAGGCCGUCUGCUGAGGGUGGACCUGACGGUCGCCGACGACGCGGCGGUCCGGGUCGAUGGGGCCGUCGCGCUAGUGUCGACGCACAAGAAGUGGUUCCUGAGGGGUGAGGAUGGCUGGGGAGAGGCGGCGGCGUACGACGAGGUCGCCCUCGAAGUCGACAAGUUCCCAACGUCGGUGACACUAGCGGCGGAGGAGAGGGCGUACGUGAUACAUGGGCAAGCGAGGGACGGCAUCCGGGGGAACGCAGCCGGCGAAGGGAGGGAGUGGUUCGAGUUCGAGUUCGGGUUUGGUUUUGGGUUAUUUCCUGUUGAAGGGGCUAGUUCGCAGCUUGGACAAGUAAAUCAAUUUAUCAACAAACUCCUGCCUAGAUCCGAUUCAUUAUGA
Messenger RNA from Eucalyptus grandis, 762 nucleotides. RefSeq lists its product as uncharacterized. Gene Ontology annotation, cellular component: endoplasmic reticulum. Bases 1 to 762 code for a protein of 253 amino acids. The transcript has 3 exons. NCBI's taxonomy places the organism in Eukaryota, Viridiplantae, Streptophyta, Magnoliopsida, Myrtales, Myrtaceae. The record is from RefSeq and is a predicted model, not a curated record.